Messenger RNA from Thunnus maccoyii (southern bluefin tuna), 1974 nucleotides. RefSeq names its product CCR4-NOT transcription complex, subunit 6-like (gene cnot6l). Lineage: Eukaryota; Metazoa; Chordata; Actinopteri; Scombriformes; Scombridae. Gene Ontology annotation, molecular function: poly(A)-specific ribonuclease activity; protein binding. The transcript has 12 exons. The record is from RefSeq and is a predicted model, not a curated record. Bases 149 to 1810 code for a protein of 553 amino acids. Gene Ontology annotation, biological process: nuclear-transcribed mRNA poly(A) tail shortening. Gene Ontology annotation, cellular component: CCR4-NOT complex; cytoplasm; nucleus.
CGGGUACGAGCGGAAGCUGCGUUUGUUGUUCUUCCUUCUGUUUCCGAGACGUUCAGGGUCUGAACGGGUUCACCAGCCGCGUCUGCAUGUCUCUACCAAUUCACUCAACAAACCGUCUUCUACCGCCCACGAAUGAAGAUUAACAGGUAUGCCAAAGGAAAAAUAUGAUCCUCCAGAUCCCCGCAGAUGUUACACCAUCAUGUCAACCGAGGAGGCGGCCAAUGGGAAGAAGUCUCACUGGGCUGAGCUCGAGAUAUCUGGGCGGGUCAGGAAUCUGAGCAGCUCGUUAUGGACGUUAACCCACCUGACAGCACUGCACAUCAACGACAACAACCUGACCCGCAUCCCGCCGGACAUCGCCAAGCUGCCCAACCUGGUCUACCUGAACCUGUCGUCCAAUAAGCUCCGCAGCCUGCCCGCCGAACUGGGCAACAUGGUCUCUCUCAGGGAAUUGCUUUUAAACAACAAUCUUUUACGAGUUCUGCCUUAUGAACUUGGGAGGCUUUUCCAGUUACAAACCCUUGGGCUAAAAGGAAACCCUUUGUCCCAAGACAUCCUCAAUCUCUACCAGGAGCCGGACGGAACCAGAAAGCUUUUGAACUACAUGCUCGACAAUCUAGCAGUGCACCCGGAGCAGCUCCCCCAAAGACCUUGGAUCACUCUGAAAGAGCGAGACCAAAUGAUUCCCACAGCCACGUUCACAGUCAUGUGCUACAACGUGCUGUGUGACAAAUACGCCACGCGACAGCUGUAUGGCUACUGCCCAUCCUGGGCUCUCAACUGGGAAUACCGGAAGAAAGGCAUCAUGGAGGAGAUCACCAGCUGUGACGCUGACAUCAUCAGCCUGCAGGAGGUCGAGACGGAGCAGUACUACACCAUGUUUCUGGAAACACUAAAGGAACGCGGCUACGACGGCUACUUCUGUCCAAAGUCUCGUGCCAAACUGGUGUCAGAACAGGAGAGGAAACACGUGGACGGUUGCGCUGUGUUCUUUAAGACCGAGAAGUUUACGUUGGUCCAGAAACACACUGUGGAGUUCAACCAGGUGGCCAUGGCCAACUCUGAGGGGUCAGAGGUCAUGCUGAACAGAGUGAUGACCAAAGACAACAUCGGAGUGGCCGUUCUGCUCGAGGUCAACAAGGACAUGUUCUCCGGCGGCAUGAAGCCGCCGCUGGAGAGGCAGCUGGUCCUGGUGGCCAACGCCCACAUGCACUGGGACCCCGAGUACUCGGACGUCAAGUUGAUCCAAACCAUGAUGUUCCUGUCGGAGCUGAAGAGCAUCGCCGAGAGGGCCUCGGGCUCCAUGGCGACCGGCUCGCCGACCUCCGACCCAUCCUCCAUCCCCAUCGUCCUGUGUGCUGACCUCAACUCGCUGCCCGACUCCGGUGUGGUAGAAUACCUGAGCAACGGAGGAGUGGCCGAGAACCACAAGGACUUCAAGGAGCUGCGCUACAAUGAAUGUCUGACCAACUUCAGCUGCAACGGCAAGAACGGCAACUCAGACGGAAGCAUCACACACAGUUUCCAGCUGAAGAGCGCCUACGACAGCAAUCUGAUGCCUUACACCAACUACACAUAUGACUUCAAGGGCGUGAUCGACUACAUCUUCUUCUCCAAAACCCACAUGAGUGUCCUGGGCCUGCUGGGACCGCUGGACAGCCAGUGGCUCAUCGACAACAACAUCACCGGCUGCCCCCACCCCCACAUCCCCUCGGACCACUUCUCCCUGCUGGCCCAGCUGGAGCUGCACCCCCCUCUGCCCCACCCGCUCAACCCCCUCAACGGGCUGCACCUGCCGGUCCACAGGUAGUGCAGCCCGAUAGAGCCCCGCCCACCCUUUUUACCGCCCUCCUCUUCGCCUUUUUAAACACUCUCCUCCCUCCUCCCCCUCCCCCCUCCUCCUCCUCCUCCUCCUCCUCCUUCUCCAGCUUUAUACAGGACCCUGUACAGUUUACCGAUCAUGUUAAAACUCAG